Saccharomyces kudriavzevii IFO 1802 is the source of this 1515-nucleotide messenger RNA. It is a transcript of the gene RAD28, whose product is annotated as Rad28p. Bases 1 to 1515 code for a protein of 504 amino acids. Gene Ontology annotation, molecular function: protein binding. NCBI's taxonomy places the organism in Eukaryota, Fungi, Ascomycota, Saccharomycetes, Saccharomycetales, Saccharomycetaceae. The transcript has a single exon. Gene Ontology annotation, cellular component: Cul4A-RING E3 ubiquitin ligase complex; nucleotide-excision repair complex. Gene Ontology annotation, biological process: protein polyubiquitination; transcription-coupled nucleotide-excision repair; proteasome-mediated ubiquitin-dependent protein catabolic process. The record is from RefSeq and is a predicted model, not a curated record.
AUGGAUCCAUUUUUACAAUACAGGUUGGGUACAAUCUCGUUCGACGAUUUUCAUAGGAGGGUUAUUCAAAACGAAUUCGAGAGGAUUCUCGAAGAUCCUUCAUUAAACUUGAAAAAUUAUCGCUUCAAUAAGUGGUCCGGUUAUGAUUCAAGCAAAGGAACUUCAUUAAAUAUAGGUGUUACUUGUCUGGACGUUGACAAUACUGGUCAAGUGCUAUUAGGUGGUGGAGAUGACGGAUCACUUUCCAUAUGGGGUUUGGAUGAAUCAUCGCAUCAGAAUGAUGAAGGUGAACAGGAACUGAUCAAUAAAAGACUAAAUUACAUCAAGCGACAGCCUCACCAAUCUGAUAAUGAACAGACACAAACACCAAGCCGUAAAAAAAAGAAAUCACGAAUGCACGAUGGUGGUGCUACAAGAUUAGUACACAGUUUUCAAACUCAAAGGAAUAAAUAUCGGAUGUAUAGACAAUCUAACACACCAAUUUCCAGCCGAACAUCGGUCAUGUUAAAUGCGGCUAAUUCUCAAACAGAUAGCCCGCUAUUGGAAACCGAUGCUGGAGGUUCAAUAUCUCAUCAUAAAUACGGGAUCACUACUUUAAAAUGGUACAGGACAGAUAACGGCAUGUUUUUUACUGGAUCUAACGACAAGACCGUAAAGAUAUGGGACACGAACAGGUUUGAACCAGUUCAAAAUAUAAGUUUAGGGUACAGAAUAAACCAAAUCGAUAAUAAUAUUGCCAAUGACAGCUCCUUGCUUGUCGUAGCAAGUGAAGACUACUAUCCAAGAAUGAUUGACCUGAGAACCAUGAACUCAGGAAUCACCACACUCGGGAUGGGCAAUAAGACACGAAUGCAGUCCGAAAUUUCAUGUUGCAAGUUUAACCCGGUGAGGGAACAAAUCGUCGCAUGUGGUGAUACGGAGGGCGGUAUAAAGUUAUGGGACCUAAGAAUGAGGAACAGGCUGUAUUUAGAAUUGAAAAGAACUAGAGAAGGAUUUAAACCUAUAAACAGCGAUGAUAACAACGGAAGCGAUGUCUACUUUGGUUCCAACGAAUUGAAAGCUCAUUUGAGAUGCUGUAAUGACAUUGUUUGGAACGACGAGGGCUCAGAACUAUGUUCAAUUGGCACGGAUGGAAAAUUAAAUAUUUGGAGGCCAUUUACAGAAAUCUUUCAAUUAGACGGUAUAGCGAGUUAUAGACAGCUGGGGCCACAGGAUUUAAGUCGUAUAAAAUACAAGAAAAGAGUUUCUCAGAGGCUACUUUGGUUUGAUAAGUUUCUACUAUGUAUUUCUGACAAUGGAGAAAUAGAAAUAUACAAUACGGAGGAAGAGAAACUAUGGAACAAGCUCGAAUACCCGAUGGGACAUAAUCAAGUAAAAAAGAACCAGGCGUUGCAGUGCCAGUUUAGUUCCAUGACCUUGCAAACAAAUAUGAUGAAUUCGGUCGGACUCAGGUUGUUCUUCGGAACUAACAACAAUGCCAUUGGAAAUGGGGGUUCCAUUUUCGAGUGUUCGUAA